Aegilops tauschii subsp. strangulata is the source of this 960-nucleotide messenger RNA. The record is from RefSeq and is a predicted model, not a curated record. Lineage: Eukaryota; Viridiplantae; Streptophyta; Magnoliopsida; Poales; Poaceae.
AUGCUCCUAGGCGAUGGUGAGGCCGUGGGGCGCGCGGGUGACGGCGCCCAUGGCGACGGCGUCGAUGGGGCGACGAGGCCUGGGGAGGCCGGCGGGGAUGAGGCGAGGCGCGACGGGGCGGCGCAGGUGGGGGUCCGCGAGUGCCUGGCAACGGCGGAGCGCCGGGGAAGGCAGAGGGCGCCGGGCGCUGAGGUGGUUGCCCCGAUCCAGAAGGGGAUCGGGGAGUGGGGAGGGAGCGAGGGGAGGGGAGAAUCGGGGAGGGAGAAGUGGGAGGGGAACAAAUCGGGGAAAUCAAAGGUCACGAGGAGGAAGAAGCGAAAAGAGAAAGACUCAGAGACAGAAGAAGACACAGAUUCAGAUACAGAAGAAGAGGAAGAUUCAAAAAAAGCAACGAAGAAAAAAUCGGGGAAAUCAAAUAGCACAAGGAGGAAGAAGCAAAAAGAAGAGACAGAGUCAGAUACAGAAGAAGAGACAGAGGCAGAUACAGAAGAAGAGACAGAGGCAGAUACAGAAGAAGAGGAAGAUUCAGGUACACAAGAAGAGGAAGAUUCAGAUGCAGAAGAAGAGGGAGAUUCAGAUGCAGAAGAAGAGGGAGAUUCAGAUGCGGAAGAAGAGGAAGAUUCAUAUGCAGAAGAUGGUGGGCUGAGGAGGGCUAGGAAGAGACCAUUGGAGGUUGCAGAAGAGGAUUGCGCAAAACCAAACAAGUGGGCAUCAGCACAAUUGAAACGCAAGGGCGCUCCAAAUGUCAAUGCUGGGAGGAAGAAAAAGAAUGAUGACAAGGGUGCGCGAGGAAAACCAGUGAAGAAAGACUCUAGGAAGGGCGGUAAAGAACAGGCCAAAGGGGUGAUGAAGACAAAAAGGCCUGAUAGGAAUGUACCACAGGCUGAGCGAAUAAGAGCUGUCAAGUUAGCUUCUAUAGCUAUGACGAGAAAAUCAGUGAAGAAAGCUAUAGUGAAGUAG